AUGGAACCCUCAAAGAAGUUUGCUGAGAUCAACCAGAGGAUAGAUUCUACCUAUAAUUACCUGAACAUCAAGUUUGAGAGCCUUAACUCAAAGGUUAAAUUCAUGGAGAGCAAUAUAGCUUCAACUUCAGCUCCAAAGCCUGAUCAACUACCUGGAAAAGCAAUUCAAAACCCAAGGGAGUUUACUUCCAAGGCUAUCUUUGUCAUAGAGGAUGAUGUCACGACAGUGAGGAACAAGAUGGGGAGGAUAUUCAACAAGUCACACGAUAGAGCACUCGAUCGAGUGCCUGAUCGAGUCACUGGUCGAGUGGCCCCUACCGAGUCUAAGCCCACCAAGUACAUUUCUCCAGCAUACAAACCACCUCUGCCAUUCAUAGGACGUUUCAAAGAACAAAUGAUUAGGAAGCUCAAGGAAAAGAUUGAGAAGCAAGAACUGAUGGCCAUUCAACAUAAAGUGACUGUUGAGGAGAAGAAAGAGGACAGAAGACCAGCUUUGGAGCAGUAUGAACCAUAUUCUCUCUAUAAAGGCAUGUUACUUAUCAUAUCAAAGCAGAAGGCCAAGAAUCAAGCCAAGAAGGAUCUAGAAGACAUGGGAACAGCUGUGAUUCCAACCAAGCUUGAGGAUCCAGGCUCAUUCAACCUACCAUACUCAUUGAACUAUAUGCACUUCAACAAGUGUUUAUGUGACCUUGGAGCUUAUGUGAGUGUUAUGCCCUUCUCAAUAUCACAAAAGCUAGGAUAUGAGGAAUUCAAGCAAAGCAACCUCUACAUCAGUCUUGUUGAUGGCUCUAGGAAGGAUGUGAUGGGUAAACUGGAAAGCUUUCUAGUGAAAAUAGGUAAGGCAAGGAUACCAACUUACUUCAUCAUCAUUGAGAUGGAACAAGAACCUGAUGAUCCUAUGAUACUUGGAAGACCAUUCUUGGCCACAUCUGGAGCAGUGAUAGAUGUUAGAAAGGGUAUAACCAGUCUGGACAUUGCUGAUGGGUUGACUAUGAGGUUUGACAUCAAGAAUGCAACAAACCAACCCACCAUUGGAGGCCAACCUUUUGUUAUAGAGGGUAAAGCUGGUGAUGAAUCACUAAAGAAAGAAAUGGACUAUGAGGCCAAGGUUUCAAACAAUGAGGUAGCUGUUCAAAACUUCAAGACUUCAGUUCAAGAGUUGACUGAUUUGGUGAAGGAUCUCCAAGUGAAACUCAACAAGAAGUCUGUUAAGAAAGCAAGGCCAAGGCUCAAGAUAAAGAAUAAGCAAGGUUCAAGUGUAUUGACAGUUUUGACCAAGAACAAGGUUCAUGGUGAUCAAAUUGAACCAGGGGGGACCUCAUCACCACUCUGGUCUCCAAACCAAGACUGA
Molecule: messenger RNA, 1350 nt
Organism: Camelina sativa (false flax)
Lineage: Eukaryota; Viridiplantae; Streptophyta; Magnoliopsida; Brassicales; Brassicaceae
Source: RefSeq, a predicted model, not a curated record